This is a messenger RNA of Ananas comosus (pineapple), 995 nucleotides long. RefSeq lists its product as uncharacterized. Bases 98 to 754 code for a protein of 218 amino acids. NCBI's taxonomy places the organism in Eukaryota, Viridiplantae, Streptophyta, Magnoliopsida, Poales, Bromeliaceae. The record is from RefSeq and is a predicted model, not a curated record. The transcript has 4 exons.
UAGCUUUUCUCAAGAGUCAAGAGAGAGAAGCAAUGGCAAAAGCUGGAAAACCCACCCAGUCCUAAUACUCACUUCGCUCCUCCCAAAAUCUUUUUCCAUGGCGGAGGAGGUACCCCGAUCCCUCCCCACAACGACGCAGGAAGAACCCCAAACCCUUCCUCCCCAGCCAGAAGCCCCCGCACCUACGCCGGCUCCGGCGGCCCCGCCGCCUCUCCCGGCGGCGGCGCCGCCGGCGGAGCCCAAGACGAAGAAGAGGAAGCUGGAGGAUGCGGGUUUCCACAACUCCGCCUACUUCAAGAUCCGCACCAUCGUCAAAGACCUCCGCCCCCUCUUCCUCGUGCUUGUUCAAGCAUCUGAUUUUCGAAAUAGCAAUGCAGCUCAUGACAUUCUAAAACAGAUAAGUACUUUGGCGGAGUUAUCGAAGCAACUGAGAAAUGAGCUGACCACUGUGGAGGAGCUUAAGAAACCAUCAGAGGAGUCUAAACCUUUGCCUGGGGCCGUCAAGAAAGAGCCAACCAAUAAUUUCCAAGAAGUUAACGCACCAAAUGCGAACGUGAUCCCAGAGAGCCUCCCAGAAAGAGCCAAGACCAGCGAAACAAAGGACUCCCCAAAGCAGCUUGAAGAUGGGUUUCUAGGGUCUUACGUCAUUGGCGGAUCCCCCGUCGGCUGGAACUUUCUUGUUUACUCGGGAAUCAAAACGGUCUAUUAUGGUGUGACCAAGGAGGAAUUUCGGUCGCGUCAAGCAGCCAAGUAGAAGAUCUAUUGCCUAGUUUUGGUUAGUCCAGCUUUCAAUGGAAGAGCUUAAUGCCCCUGUAAUGCAAAAGCCAAGGCCAACUGUUAUAUUAUACUUGGUGCAAUGGAUUUUAUACUGUCGUAUGAGGCAGGGAAUGUAUUUCGCAAGCGAGGAACAAGACUGAUUGGAGUUAGAUUGAUUUAGUUGAUGCUGUUCUCAUUAUUUUGGCUGAUCCACAGCGGAAAGAGCCAUCUUUUCCAUC